This is a messenger RNA of Sphenostylis stenocarpa, 1953 nucleotides long. The record is from the annotation of a GenBank genome assembly. NCBI's taxonomy places the organism in Eukaryota, Viridiplantae, Streptophyta, Magnoliopsida, Fabales, Fabaceae.
AUGUCCCAGUACAAGAUGACUGUGCAGCAAGACCACAAGCCUUCCACUGAACCUGAACAGGGAACACAGAGUCCGAAUCUGGAGGACUGCCUGAAACUGCUGAAAGGAGAGCGAGACGAACAGCGUCUUGCUGGUCUUCUUCUGGUAACCAAGUUCUGCAAAGCUGAGGAUCACCCCUCACUUCGGAGGGUGUAUGAUGCAGUUGGCCCUCGCUUUCUGUAUCGACUUCUCAGAACUGGUAUGGGAAGUGACACCAAUGGGAAUCGGGAUGCAUAUUUAAGCCUAUCCAUCACGGUUCUUGCUGCAUUUUGUCGCGUUCCGGAUAUUGCUUCCUCGGAGGACAUGGUUUUGAAUAUCCCACUUGUGUUGGAAGUUAUAUCUACCCAGUCCGGCUCAUCAGUUCUUCAAGAAUGCUAUGAGUUUUUAUACUUAGUAUCAGCUGCAUCCGGAAAUGGAAUCACAAGAUUUUGUGAAUCUGGAGGCAUCAAGGUACUUGCUUCUCAAAUGCAUACUCUACAAGACGGUUCACAUCUGAUGGAAUUAUCUUUUAAACUUCUGCAAUUGAUUCUGAGUAGGAUGUCCUUGGACAUAAUCCAGAAUAAUGACUUAUCUGACAUCUCAGUUAUUAUGGCAGCAAUAGCAAGGCUGUUUGCUGUCUUGCACAAUUCCUUGAAAUUUGAAGCUCUCCACUUACUAAAUGCCAUUCUUACCUCAAAAGAUUCAUCACAACUUCGUCAUGCCUUACAAUUACUUCCUCAAGAUAACUGGUCACUUAAUAUCCGCAUUGGGAUAAGGGCUAUUUUGCAGAACCGUGUUGCUCCUGCUGAAAGGCUGCAGGCUCUCAUUUUAGCUGAGUCUAUGGUUUCCAUGUAUGGAGAAGAUUGGUUGGUUAGCCAAGUAAACACAAAUGAUGCACAAGAUCCAGUUUCAGCUGACAUGUGUCUGUUGCUUGUCUUGGAGCAGUCAAGGGUUGAAAUUGCUGUUCUUCUGAAUGAGUUGGCCUAUCUAAAAUAUGAAGCCCCUCAGGAUACUUCAGCUACUGCUCAAGCAAUUUUUUCAAAGCGACAUAAUGUUGCUGUUGCUUACUCUUUGGUUGAGAAGAUAAUAAAAUUAAUAUCAAAUGUUGAGGAAACUGAUGGAGACCUCCUUGAUGAAGGCACAUUGACAAAGCUGAUUCUUCAGCUUAAUGAGACAAUCAUGGUUGUAUUAGAGUAUUUGGAAGACGCAAAGAUUGAAGGAUGCAAAGCUUUGGCUUCAUGUAAAGGACCUGAGGCUGUUUUAGAUUGCUUCAGUAAAUUAGUUGGGUCAAAUGCUUUUCUUGAGGAUAAUGGUUGCAUCUUUUUGGCGUGUGAUACAAUAAUGAACCUACUACUGAAGAAAGACAAAGUGUCGAUGAUGUUGGAUGAGUCAGCUAUUGUUCAUCUUCUUAAAGCAUUAGCUUAUUGGUCAGACAACACUGAUGAAAUGUCAAGUAUGAUGAUGGCUUCAAGCAUUUGUGCACUGGUAUUUGAUUAUACAUCAGAAGAGGCUCUUUUGAAUCGACCUGGUUUUAACUAUAGCACUCUUAACAGUCUUUAUCUACUCAUUGCAAGAUGUCUGACUUCAUCAGAACAGCAUUGUACAAUCCUACAAGUUUUGGGCAGGUUCACUAGAAAAUGCUAUUGUGAUGGUGUGCUGUGCAGACCAUCCGGUUACCUGCUUCUCACGGUUGCCAUGGUUAUGAGUCUUGAGUUGCAGAUUAAGCAUGGCAGAGGUGAUGAGAUUUUAGAUACUAAAGAGGACAUGGAUCUUUCGGAGAUUGUCUCUUCUGGUGAUUAUGCUUCUCUCGAUGGUCUCAUCGGUACCCCCAUAUCAGAGAGGUUGCCAAGAACUGAUUUUGAUCCUCUUAAUCUGGAUUUGUUGUUGAUGGAUGUUUCAACUUUCAAGGUUGGGUUCAUGGGUCAUGAGGUUUAA